CGGCGCGCGGUCGACGUAUGCUCGCAAUAUAGAGAGUUGUCAUCUAUAUAGGAUGAAGAGUAAUUUUUAGUGUUGUUCUUGUUAUAUUAAUGUCUCUGAUUAAAAAUUAAUAUAACAAAUAAAUUUUAGUAUUUUAUGUGUUUUUUUUUGUUUUACAUUCUAUUUUUUUUAAUUUUAAUUAAAUUAGUAUAGAAUAUAACAGUUAUUUUGUAUAAAAAGAAAAAUAAUAAAAAUUGUUUUUCGUUUUAAAUAAUCAUUUUUUUUUUGUUAAUGGAUUAAAAUACCAGCGUUUCUAUUGCACAUUUGGAAGCUAUUCAAUAUAUAAGGAAUUUAUAAGUGUAAAACAAUUUUGAUCUACCGUGAAUAUAAAGAAGCGCAACAAUAAAAACAAAAAAACAGAAUAAAGGAAAACAUUAUUGUUAACACCAACACUAUCACUUGCUUGCAUGAGAGUAACGUCAUCUAUGUACAAAAUAUAAUAAACAAUAUAAAAUGAAACAUAGGCAAUCACGUAAAUCACGUCAUAAUAAUACUAGACAUCGUGGUCCAAAACAUUUAAUUCAUGACAUUUCUGAAUCAUAUUAUGAUGGCAUUGAUAGUGAUAUUUAUGGUGACAUCUAUGGUUCAAAAUUAUCUGCUGAAGAAAGAUGUUAUAUUGAUCCAUGGGAUUUAGAAAAUUAUGAUUAUGUUCGGAAAAAAUUAAGUGCAUCAUCAAUUGAUGAAAGAUCAACAUCAGGUGGUGUUGAUUGUCUAACAAUAACGACAACAUCACCAGCUGGUGAACCAUCUACAGUAUCAUCACAAUUUUUCUAUUUACCAAAUAAUAAUUCAACACCUGAUUGUAUGGCAUGUUUGGCCGGUAUGGAUGAACAUUCAUUUUACAAUAAUACAACAAAAUAUGAAACAAUUUACGAUGAUGAUAUGAUUUACUCAGAUUUUGAUAAUAUUUAUACAACUGAAAUUCCAAAUCAAUCUGAAUUUUCAUCAUUGUCUUCAAUAAACUCAUCAUCAGCAGCUGAAAUUAAUGAAGAAGAAAAUUCAUCAGUAAUGUUAUCAACAUCAUUGAAAUUGCAUACACCAGGUUUUGGUGUUGCUGCAUCUGGUCGAAGAAAAUUAACAUUACCAAAACCGGUGCCUCAUUUAGAAUUUCCGGCACCACCACCGUAUGAUUAUUGUAUUCCAUAUGGUGAUGUUUUAAUACCAAAUUAUGCUUUUGAUUGUUAUGAAUGCAUGUCAAAUAUACCAAUUUAUGGAAGAAUAACAACAACACCACCAACACUAUCCCCUCAACCAACAGAAUUAUUAUAUAGUGGUAGUACAGGUAGCAGUGGUGAUACAGGUUGUGCAAAUUACAGUUCAUUUGAUUCAACAAUGUCACAACCAUCAUCUCUAUACAGUACAUAUUCGAAUCGUUUUGAAAUUAGUAAAAAGGGCCUUCUACAAAUAGAUUAUUCAUGCAAUUGGAAUGACUUAGAUAGGCUGAUUGGAAAGGAUAUAUAAAAUUAUUGGAUUGUUUAUUAUAUGUGCAAAUACACAUACAUACACACAUGCAUUUCAUUUAUACAAAAUAUUAUGUGAAAAACGAAAAUGUAAAUAUACGUACAUUAUGCAUGUGUGUAUGUAUGAAAAAUUACUGCCUAUAAAUAUUUUUUGUUCUAAAUAAUAAUAAUAAAAAAAAAUUAAAUAAAACUACAGAUAAUAUCGAUUAGAUGAAAAUUGGAAUUUU
Messenger RNA from Condylostylus longicornis, 1726 nucleotides. RefSeq lists its product as uncharacterized. Lineage: Eukaryota; Metazoa; Arthropoda; Insecta; Diptera; Dolichopodidae. The transcript is spliced from 4 exons. The coding region runs from base 493 to 1500 and encodes 335 amino acids. The record is from RefSeq and is a predicted model, not a curated record.